Molecule: messenger RNA, 1638 nt
Organism: Rhincodon typus (whale shark)
Lineage: Eukaryota; Metazoa; Chordata; Chondrichthyes; Orectolobiformes; Rhincodontidae
Gene: nkx2-1
Product: NK2 homeobox 1
Exons: 2
Coding region: 20-1069 (349 amino acids)
Biological process (GO): cell differentiation; regulation of transcription by RNA polymerase II
Cellular component (GO): nucleus
Molecular function (GO): DNA-binding transcription factor activity, RNA polymerase II-specific; RNA polymerase II cis-regulatory region sequence-specific DNA binding
Source: RefSeq, a predicted model, not a curated record
CCUACUUCGCUGCUGAACCAUGUCGAUGAGCCCCAAGCAUACUACGCCCUUCUCAGUUUCAGAUAUUUUGAGCCCCAUCGAGGAGAGCUACAAGAAAGUUGGCAUGGACGCAGCGGGUAACCUCGGAGCUCACUUGACAAGUUACCGGCAGCCACAGGUCUCCCAGCCGGGCAUGCAGCAACACCCGAUCGGACAUAAUACGUCGGUGCCUGCGGCGACCUACCACAUGUCACACGGGGUCCCCCAGCUUUCACAUGCUGCUAUGGGAGGCUACUGCAACGGCAAUAUUAGCAAUAUUGGCAACAUGGGCGAGCUCCCUGCUUACCAAGAUGCCAUGAGGAACAGUGCAAGUGCGACAGGCUGGUACGGGACAAACCCCGAUCCACGCUUUUCAUCAAUUUCCCGUUUCAUGACCCCAUCCUCAGGAAUGAACAUGGGGGGCAUGGGCGCAUUGGGUUCUCUUGGAGACGUUGGCAAACCCAUGGCCCCACUUCAAAGUACACCAAGGAGAAAACGCAGAGUGCUUUUCUCGCAAGCCCAGGUUUAUGAGCUAGAGAGGCGCUUCAAGCAGCAAAAAUACCUCUCAGCCCCUGAAAGGGAACAUUUAGCCAGCAUGAUCCAUCUCACGCCCACUCAGGUGAAGAUCUGGUUCCAGAACCACCGCUAUAAGAUGAAGCGGCAAGCUAAAGACAAGGCAGCUCAGCAGCACAUGCAGCAGGACAACAGCACUUGCCAACAGCAGCAACAAUCUCCGAGAAGAGUGGCUGUGCCCGUCCUGGUUAAAGAUGGCAAACCAUGUCAAGGGGGUGGCAAUGCCCCAACCACGACCAUGCAGACCCAACAACAGCAAUCCACCAACACAUCAAUCACAGUGGCUACCAAUGGCACUGCUCACGGCCCAAGCCAGCAAGCUAAUAACACAGGCCAGACAUCGGAAUUAGGACAAACCUCAGGAAGUCCAUCGUCUAUCCAAAGCCACGUCACUAGCUUGUCUCACCUAAACUCUUCUAGCUCUGAUUAUGGUACAGCCAUGUCAUGCUCUACUUUACUGUAUGGUAGGACCUGGUGAAUGAUUCACUUGGCUUGUGUUUUAACACCAUGUUGUAUUGAUUCAUAUCUGCUGUAUUUUGGUAAAGUGUUCCGGUUACUAAUUUGCGUAGAUGUGCAUCAAUAUAGAAGGAGGCUCCGGCUGAAGUGAUGGCAAAACGCUGUAAAUUAAUUUUGUUUUGUAGACUUGAAAUGCACACAUUGCUCGCUGGACUUAUAAUAUCGCAGUGAAAGCGGUUGCUCCAUAUACAAAGAUAGGCUGAACCUGAUGCGGCACAGAUCUGUCCAUAUAUAAGAUCUGGAAACAUAACGUUUUUUUGUGGGGUUCCGAAAGAAUGACGCUUUCGCAAUAUAAUAGUGUUAACAAAAAAUGACACCCAGUAAUAUUCUUUCCUCGGGAAGAAAAGAAAUAGGUUUAUUUAACACGACUUGGCAUUUUCUUAGUUUUUACUAUAAAACUUAGGUGUAUAUUUCUGUAAAAUGCACAUGCCUGGGCCGAAUUUAUAGUUUUUAGGAAUUUGUAUAUUAUGCUGUAAAAACUGUUUUCAUGAUGGACUCAGCGUGUACAGUAUUUGAUAGUUUGUUCGUUAU